GUGAACGUGUGUCUCAUGGGGGAUCCCGGAGUGGCGAAAUCUCAGCUUCUGGCGUAUGUUAAUCGUCUCACUCCUCGCGGAGUCUACACGACUGGACGAGGAUCCUCCGGAGUGGGUUUGACUGCGGCCGUGAUGCGGGACCCGCUCACUGGUGAGAUGUGUUUGGAAGGUGGAGCCCUGGUGUUGGCGGAUCGAGGCGUGUGUUGCAUUGACGAGUUUGACAAGAUGCUGGACGCUGAUCGAACUGCGAUUCACGAAGUCAUGGAACAACAGACUGUGUCCAUUGCCAAGGCCGGCAUCCUGACCACGCUGAAUGCCCGCACCAGCAUCCUCGCUGCUGCGAACCCGGCCUACGGGAGAUACAAUCCCAAACGAUCCCUGGAGGCAAACAUCCAGCUGCCUGCAGCCCUCUUGUCUCGUUUCGACCUCCUCUGGUUGAUCCGGGAUCUGCCGGACCGGGACAACGACUUGCGACUCGCGGCCCAUGUGGCCUACGUGCACAAGAACAAGCGAGAGCCGCCCAUGGCCACGGAGCCCCUGUCCAUGGCGUCCAUGCGCCGGUACUUGGCCCGCUGCAAGGCCAUCAACGCCGUCAUCCCCAAACACCUCACCGAGUUCAUUGUGAGCACUUAUGUGGAGCUGAGGAAGGAGGCGCGGAAUGACAAGAAUGCCACGUUUACGAGUGCCCGGUCUUUGUUGGCCAUUUUGCGUCUCGCUACUGCUUUGGCGAGGUUGAGGCUGAACACGGAAGUGACGAAGCCGGAUGUUCUGGAGGCUGUCAGACUGAUGACCAUGUCGAAGGAUUCCCUGGUUCCGGAUCCGUCUCGUGUCGGAAGGGCCCAAUCUGUGACUGACGUGAUCUACGCACUCAUUCGAACCAUGGGCGAGGAAACCAGAACGCUCAAGAUUUCCGACAUCAAGGACCGUUGCGCUGCCAAAGGCUACAAGGCGAACCAAGUGGACGAAUGUCUGGAAUUAUAUCAAGAGUUGAACGUGUGGCAGAUCAACACCCAGAAGACACGACUGACCUUCAUUUAAAUACGAUUCCAGAUUUCUCUUUUUUUUUUUUGUGAAUUCCUGCACGGG
Notodromas monacha is the source of this 1086-nucleotide messenger RNA. Lineage: Eukaryota; Metazoa; Arthropoda; Ostracoda; Podocopida; Cyprididae. The record is from the annotation of a GenBank genome assembly.